This is a messenger RNA of Colossoma macropomum (tambaqui), 4308 nucleotides long. Its product is annotated as NACHT, LRR and PYD domains-containing protein 12-like. The record is from RefSeq and is a predicted model, not a curated record. The coding region runs from base 178 to 4203 and encodes 1341 amino acids. Gene Ontology annotation, molecular function: protein binding. The transcript is spliced from 19 exons. Lineage: Eukaryota; Metazoa; Chordata; Actinopteri; Characiformes; Serrasalmidae.
GAAAAUAUCAACAAUCAGAUAACUCAACUCCAUUUCAUGAGUCACUGUGGAGAGGAAAGGCUGCUGAAUAUGGCUUUGGCAAGUACCUGUAUGUCUAUGCUGCUCAGUUCAUAAAGGCGCACCAUAUCUAAGUUAAUUAUUUCUACUGGGUAGAAAGAAAAGGAUAUUUGUUCCACAAUGAGCAAACUGAAGAAACAGAACUACAGCACUGGCAGUGGAGUCAAUGGCAUUCACACAAGAAGAUCCAGUUCACCUGUGCCCAGUGAUGUGUCUAUGAAGAGUGAUAGGUCCAUGCAGAUACCAAUCAAUUAUAAUGGAAAACCUUCACUACCAGAAAAAAGUGUACAGAUGAAAAGGUCCAGUUCACCAGUGCCCAGUUACGUGUCUAUGAAGAGCGACAGGUCCAUGCAGAUGCCAAUAAAUUAUAAUGGAAGACUUUCACCACCAGAAAAAAGUUUCCAUCUGAGAAGAUCAAGUUCAUCUGUGCCCAGUAGUGUGUCUCUGAAGAGUGAUCGGUCCAUGCAAGUGCCAAUCAAUUAUCAGGAAAAACCCCCUGUACCAGAAAAAAGUUUUCUCUUGAAAAGAUCCAGUUCCUCUGAGCCCAGUAGUGUGUCUCUGAAGAGUGAUCGGUCCAUGCAAGUGCCCAUCAAUUACAAGGAAAAACCUUCACCACCAGAAAAAAGUUUCCAUCUGAGAAGAUCAAAUUCAUCUGUCCCCAGUAGAGUGUCUCUGAAGAGUGAUCGGUCCAUGCAAGUGCCAAUCAAUUAUCAGGAAAAACCUUCACUACCAGAAAAAAGUUUUCUGCUGAAAAGAUCCAGUUCAUAUGACCCCAGUAGUGUGUCUCUGAAGAGUGAUAGAUCCAUGCAAGUGCCAAUCAAUUACCAGGAAAAACCUUCACUACCAGAAAAAAGUUUUCUGCUGAAAAGAUCCAGUUCAUAUGAGCCCAGUAGUGUGUCUCUGAAGAGUGAUAGAUCCAUGCAAGUGCCAAUCAAUUAUCAGGAAAAACCUUCACUACCAGAAAAAAGUUUUCUGCUGAAAAGAUCCAGUUCAUAUGGACCCAGUAGUGUGUCUCUGAAGAGUGAUAGGUCCAGGCAAGUGCCCAUCAAUUAUAAGGAAAAACCUUCACUGCCAGAAAAAAGCAACACACAGUGGCAGUUGAGGAUGCCUAGACAAGAAGAGACCACGAGGAAGGAGUUCAUUCACAAUAGCAAUGAAAACUCCAGAGAAGCACUACAUGAAUCAAGCACCUUGGAGUUACCAAAUGAAAAACUGAAAUUCAUUUUUAGAGAGAGAUAUCAGCAUUUAUUUGAGGGAACAGCACAGCGAGGAAACCCAAUAUUACUCAAUAAAAUCUACACAGAACUCUACAUCACUGAGGAUAUGAAUAAUGCUCUCCAAGGCCAUCAUGAAGUGAACCACAUGGAGGCAACACUGAUGACAGUAAGAGUGGACACCCCAAUCAGAUGCAAUGACAUCUUUAAACCCUUACAUGGACAAGACAAGCCUAUUAGAACUGUGCUGACAAAGGGAGUGGCUGGCAUUGGAAAAACUGUCUCUGUGCAGAAGUUUGUUCUGGACUGGGCUGAAGGUGAAGCAAAUCAGGAUGUCCACUUCAUAUUUCCACUUCCAUUCAGGGAGCUAAAUUUGAUGAGGGACCAAAAAUACAGUCUGAAUGACCUUCUUCAGCAUUUUUUCAUGAAAGGAAUCGAUGCAAGUUCACCCCAAUUUACAAACCAUUCUCUUCUUAUCAUUUUUGAUGGUCUGGAUGAGUGUCGCCUUCCUUUAGAUUUUCAGAACAAUGAGAGUUUUUGGGAUGCAACGAAGACAACCACAGUAGAUACCCUGUUAACAAAUCUCAUCAAGGGGAAUCUGCUUCCCUCUGCACAAAUCUGGAUAACCUCUCGACCAGCGGCAUCUGGCCGCAUUCCACCUGAAUGUGUUGAUCGAGUAACAGAGGUACGAGGAUUCAAUGAUCCACAGAAGGAAGAUUACUUUAGGAAGAGAAUCACUGAUCAGAGCCUGGCCAACAGAAUCAUUACCCACUUGAAGUCACUGAGAAGCCUCUACAUCAUGUGCCACAUUCCAGUAUUCUGUUGGAUUGCAGCCACUGUUCUGGAGAGAAUGGUGGUUGACUUUGGGUGGGAUAAGAUCCCUAAGAGUUUAACUCAAAUGUAUACGUACUUCCUGAUCACACAGAUCAACAAUAAAAAAGCGAAGUACUCUGACAACAAAGUCACAGAUAAAGAAAUGAUUUUCAAGCUUGGGAAGCUCGCCUUUGAGCAGCUUGAAAAAGGCAAUCUGAUCUUCUAUGAGGAAGACCUGAAAGAGUGUGAUAUUGAUGUCAGAGAAGCAUCUGUGUACUCUGGGGUCUUCACAGAAAUCUUCAAGGAGGAGUUUGGGCUUUUCCAAAGGAAAGUGUUCAGCUUUGUGCAUCUGAGCAUUCAGGAACAUCUUGCAGCUCUGUAUGUGUUCUUGUCCUUCCACAAUCACAAGCGAAACAUGGUUAAUCCUCAACAGACAAGUAAUCAUAAACCCCUAACGAUGUUAAGCUUGCAUAAGACUGCAAUUGAUAAAGCUUCUGAGAGUGAAAGUGGACACCUGGACCUCUUCAUCCGUUUUCUCGUGGGCUUCUCACUGGAGUCUAACCAGAUCCUCCUGCAAGACCUACUAGUACAGAAAUGCAAUCCUGAGGAGAUAACAGAAACCAUCAGCUAUCUGAAAAUGAAAAUCAGAGAAAACCUCUGUGCUCAUUUGUCAGUCAAAUUCUUCCAUUGUCUGAAUGAGCUAAAUGACAGCUCUCUUGUAGAUGAAAUCCAAACAUUCUUGAGGAACAGAACAAUAAAUAAGGAAAAUCUCUCUUCUGAACUCUGGUCAGCAUUAGUAUUCGUAAUACUCACUUCAAAUGAGAAGUUGGAUGUGUUUGAACUUCGCAAAUAUGGCACGUCAGACAAAGCUCUUCUCUGCUUGUCUUCUGUGAUGAAGUUGUCUAGGAUGGCCAGCUUGAGGAACUGUAAGCUCACAAUGAAAAGUUGUGCAGCAUUGGCUGUACUUCUCCCCACCAUCCCAGUCACAAAAGAGCUGGAUCUCAGUCACAACAACGUGCAAGAUGCUGGAGUGAAGCUGCUUUGUACCGGUCUUUCAGCAGACACUUUAAACAAAAUGCCGGUAAACUGCUCUAUUGCUAAAAAGAAACAUUUUCUUACUUCAGCUCUGAGUUUAAACCCCUCAUUUAAAACUGACCUGACCCUGGAAUGGGAUGAUGCAGCACAAAUGAUUUACCAUUUAAUAGAGGUAUUGCCUCAGAAAUGUGGCAUGAAGGAGUUCCCGGGACUGAGGGGCACUCAUUGUACCAUUGAGAUCUUGAGGCUGAAUAACUGUGGUGUUACAAGUGUGGGCUGUGAUUUUCUUGCUUCAGUCCUGAGUUCAAACUGUUCAAACCUGAAAGAACUCGACCUGAGCCAGAACAACAUAGGAGACUUGGGAUUAAAAGUGCUUUCUGAUGUUUUGAGAAGUCCUUCAUGUAAACUGGACACACUAAAGGUGAAUAAUUGUAAACUUACAGAGCACAGCUGUGCAGCAUUGGCCUCAGCACUACAGGAAAAUUCAGGCUUAAAAUCUCUAUCCCUGAGUAAUAAUGAGUUACAGGAUUCAGGAGUGAAGCUGCUUGCUGCUGGACUGGAGGAUCCUCGCUGUAAACUGGAGGCAUUGGGGCUUUCAAAUUGUAACCUCGAGUUACAAGGUUUUGCAUCACUGACAUUGGCCAUGAGGUCAAAUCUUCCUAACCUGAAAGUUUUGGACUUGGGCAAAAACAGACCAGGAGAUUCAGGAGUGAAGCUGCUUUUUGCUGUUCUGGAAAGCCCACAGUGCAGACUUGAGAAACUAAAGCUAAACGAGUGUGGCAUCACAGAGGAAAGCUGUGCAGAUCUGGCAUCAGUUUUCAGCUCUGAGUUUUCAUGUCUGCGAGAGCUGGACCUGAGUAUUAAUGACCUGAAGGAUUCAGGAGCAAAGAUGCUCUCUGUUGGAGUGGGACAUCCGAACUGUAAACUAGAAAAUCUCAUGCUGUACAACUGCAGGUUUUCAGAAGAAUGCUAUAGUGCUCUGGCCAAAGCUCUGCAAUCAAAUCCCUCACUUACAAAACAGCAGUGUGUAAUGGACAAUAAGCACGGAGGCUCCAGAAUGCAGCUACAGUCCGAUACAGGAUAGAUCACAUAUCAGACUCAGUCAGCAAAGUGCAACAGUAACCAGAUAGUUUACAGCUGUGAGGAAAUAAAUGCCUAAACCCAUCCUCAAGUAAAAGUGUUGUCACUG